Molecule: messenger RNA, 724 nt
Organism: Haliaeetus leucocephalus (bald eagle)
Lineage: Eukaryota; Metazoa; Chordata; Aves; Accipitriformes; Accipitridae
Gene: ADCYAP1
Product: adenylate cyclase activating polypeptide 1 (pituitary)
Exons: 4
Coding region: 6-524 (172 amino acids)
Biological process (GO): positive regulation of ERK1 and ERK2 cascade; positive regulation of protein kinase activity; neuropeptide signaling pathway
Cellular component (GO): neuron projection; perikaryon; extracellular region
Molecular function (GO): peptide hormone receptor binding; pituitary adenylate cyclase activating polypeptide activity; neuropeptide hormone activity
Source: RefSeq, a predicted model, not a curated record
UGGCAAUGUGUAGCAAAGCGAUCCUAGCACUCCUGAUCUAUGGCAUAAUAAUGCACUGCAGCGUCUACUGCUCACCUGCGGCCGGCUUUCAGUACCCGGCGCUCAGGCUGGGGGAUGAAGUCUACGACGAGGACGCGAACACCUUGCAGGACUUCGCCUAUGACCACGAGCCCCUCGGCAUAGCGAAUCCGUCCUCCAUGAUCGGCGAGAUGUACACCUUGUAUUACCCACCGGAAAAGAGGCACGCCGAUGGGAUCUUCAACAAAGCCUACAGGAAACUGCUGGGCCAGUUAUCCGCCAGGAAAUAUUUGCACUCCCUGAUGGCCAAGCGGGUCGGCGGUGCCAGCGGCGGCCUGGGGGACGAGUCGGAACCGCUGACCAAGCGGCACAUAGACGGGAUCUUCACGGACAGCUACAGCCGCUACCGGAAACAAAUGGCUGUCAAGAAAUACUUAGCAGCCGUCCUGGGGAAAAGGUAUAAACAAAGAGUUAAAAACAAAGGACGCCGAGUAGCGUAUUUGUAGCGAUGAGUAACCAGCCACUCCUGUGUAUACAAAGUCCUGAGAGAGAGAGAGACAGAGAGAGAGAGAGACCCAACAACAACAAAAAAUCUAAACAAGAACAAAAGUAAUUUCUAAACUGACUGAACAAUCACCGCUCCUGUGUUAUCUAAACAUGUAUUUAUGUAUGAAGUAAAGCCAUUAAAUGAAUAUUUUGAUAAUAA